AAAACAUCGAAACAGAUCUCAGCAACCCAGUUCCAAAUUAUCUCGUUGGACUGUUUUGGAAUUUUCCCAAAUUCCAAAUUGUAUUUAGAUACAAAUCUCACGUUUCGAAAUUUCUUUGUGCAAAUUAAGCAUGACUGAAGCAGCAGUAAAUAUCGAACCAGAAUUCGAGGAAGUAUCAUUAAGCGAAGGAUCCCAACGCCAGAGAAGCAGCAGUGAUUCGAUUGCAUGCCGGAUUUGCCAGAGUGCAACGGAGAAGUCUCGUUUAAUCUCGCCCUGUCUGUGCAAGGGAUCACUACGGUACGUACACCGGGACUGCCUGGAGCACUGGCUAAGCCGGUCCGGACUUACACACUGCGAGCUGUGUUUACACAGGUUUCAGACCUACACGACACUAAGGUACGGCUGCAUGGAGUCCUUGUGCGUUUGGUAUCGUCAUCCGGGCAAUCGUGGCCUGUUAGUGUCGGAUGCACUGAUUUAUGCCGUCCUGUCAUUCAUCUGCUUCAUCCUGACAAUGAUCUGCAUCCUGGUGCUCCGGUUCCAGAGUACCCAUCGCAACACGCUCCAGGAGACGCUCGCCUCGACCGCCGUUGUUUGCUUUCUGCUGCUGGUGCUAAUUGUGUAUCUAACCAACCUCUUCGUGCUGGCAAAGGAUCACAUCAUCCCCUGGUAUAGGUGGUGGAGAGCAUCCCGAAGGAUACGGCUUUCGGAAAUUACCCUGGAAGAAUCUAGUGGCUCAUCGCUGGUGGUAUAAGCUGAUUGUUUGAGGUUGGAAUCAAUUUGGAUAAUACCUAUGCAUGACCUAACAUUUAAAAUUUGAAUUGUAUUGACGACAAACCUUUACUACUGUCGACUUUUUUCGCAGCUUAUGUAAGGUAAGUACAGCGAACUCAACCCAUUUGAACAAUUAUCAAUCUAACAAGGAAUAACAUAAAAUUGUUUUGC
Messenger RNA from Aedes albopictus (Asian tiger mosquito), 942 nucleotides. Its product is annotated as E3 ubiquitin-protein ligase MARCHF3. Gene Ontology annotation, molecular function: ubiquitin-protein transferase activity; zinc ion binding. Lineage: Eukaryota; Metazoa; Arthropoda; Insecta; Diptera; Culicidae. Bases 131 to 751 code for a protein of 206 amino acids. The record is from RefSeq and is a predicted model, not a curated record. Gene Ontology annotation, biological process: protein ubiquitination. The transcript has 6 exons.